CGAAUCCAGACGAAACUGGCCGACAGCGACGUCAGCAUAUUUCGUUCUUUCGUUUUUAGCCUGCUGCGUGCGAAGGAGAGAGAGGAAAAAACGGCUCUCAGCAAAGCAACAAGACGGAAGAGCAAUGGCGACACUGGAUCGCCAAAUACCAAGUCUGGAUACCUUCCUUUGCGAGCCUUGGUCUUCCUUCGUCAGUGCGGCUAAAUUACCUCUUGUUGACAACUCAUCCUUGGAUAACAGUGACAAAGAGCUUUGCUGCCUCAGUGAAGCCGUGAAGCACAGCAAACAAGAGAUGAUCGUCUACAGCCAGUUUCCAGUACUGGAGGAUUUUUGUCUUGUUGUCUGCCAUGUCUGCAAUCAGGUGGUCACUCCUCAAGGCAUCCUUACACACUAUGAGAAGCGCCACAUUUCCCCCAUCCCCUCCCGGAGCCCCCUCGUCCCCAUGAAGCCCAAAGCACCUGCAGUGGCCCCCGCUGUGGCUCCCAGUCCUGGGGACACGCUGGCCUUCAGGGUCCCUAAAGAUUACCCUCAUUCCCGCUUCAGCAAGGCACCGCUUGCCGUGUACCCACCAAAAGGAGCACGGAACAAGACGUGUGUAUCUCUUCCGGUCGUAAGCCUCGAGAAGAUGCCGUGCCUCAACCGAGCCGACUCGGCUUCACACGUGCGCGUCACCUCCUCCUCUUCCUCCUCGACCUCUCCCUUGUCCCUAAAACCUUCAUCCCUCACUCCCCCCACCUCCCAACGGUCCAGCGAGAAGCUCCUGAACGGCCGCAGCACCAGUGGGCCGUCCACGCCACGCUCCACCACGUCUCCGUCCUCACUCGACGGGCGGCCCAGUCCGGCGCGCUCGCCUCUGGACAGACGGCCAUCAUCUACACCUUCUCCUUCCCCACUGGACCGGAGACCUUCCCCAUCACCUUCCCCUUCUCACCGAUCCGGCGCUCUGCCGUUAUCUUCGUCACCAUUGGAGAAGAAGCACCAAAAUGGGACGAAGACUUCCUCCAGGUCGCAGAAAAGACUCUCAGGGAGAGUGUUUGAUCCCAACAAGCACUGUGGAGUCCAGGACCCCGAGACUAAACGACCCUGCACGCGGUCGCUCACCUGCAAGACCCACUCCUUAACCCACCGCCGGGCCGUCCCUGGCCGAAGGAAACAUUUCGACGUCCUUCUGGCUGAACACAAGGGGAGGUCGAAGGAGGGAGCAAAGGAGAAGGAGAGAGAUAAGGAUGGAACGCAGGGAGGGAAGGAAGGUGGCCGCCAGAGUACCACAUCACAUGAGACCGCAAGUCCGAGCAAGCCUCACUGCCCAAAUGGACGACCCCUGUCCACACUUAAGCUACGGCUGGCAAAUGCACACAUACCCAGGGUUCCAGGCUCCAGCACCAGCACCUCCAGUCCUGUGCCCUCAGUGCCAGCCCCUGCCUCAGCCCCUAUCACAGAGCCGUCCCCCCACAGCUGGAUGGCGGCAGCAGGGGAUGGCGGCCGUCUCUCCAGUGACGAGGGAGAGGCAGAGUCUCCAGAGGACGCUGACAGACCUGCCUUUCAUUGCUCCAAUCACCAUCCACAACCUUUAGGGUGUUGCGUAUUCAGCAGCAGGCUCAUGGGUCGGGGCUACUAUGUGUUCGACAGGCGAUGGGACAGGAUGAGGCUGGCGCUCCAGAACAUGGUGGAAAAACACCUUAACGCACAGAUGUGGAGGAAGGUGCCUCUGGCUUCUGAGAGCCUCCUCACCCUCUCCUCCUCUGGUACCUCCCCCGUCACUUCACAACAGGCUCCCUCUCCUGCCUCCGUCACUUCUCCUCUCCUCUCCUCCCCUUCCAAUUCCCGCUUCUACACAGCCACGUUUCCUCAGUCCACAUCCGCGGCCGGCUUGUUCAGCAUUCGAGACGCUGCACAGCCCGUCGCCCCAAUUUCCGCACUGGGUAAAGCCCGUAAUGGCACGCAUAAAACCAGCCGCCAAUCCAAAGACAUAGAGGACUCAGUAGUGGGAUCUAAGAAGAGGAGAAACUCUUCCUACUCCACCUUGUCCUUUUCUUCUUCCUCCUCCUCCCCCUCCUCCUCCUCCUUGUUUCCAACUGUGGAUAAUCACAAGAGGAAUGGCAGCAGCUAUCAUCCAACAUUACAAGGUUCAGGGGGAGCAACCACAGCCAGGAAGAAGGGACCUGGCCUUGGAGGAAGUGAGCUUUGGAGCGGUGGAGAGGACUGGCUGUCCAAAGUCGACGGGUCUCAAGGCCACAACUCGCAGAACAGUCGUGAACUUGGCACGACGAGUAUAUCCUUCUCAACCAACAGAGAGCCAGCCUCAGGACCCCAUCAGUCCUUGCCUCCCCCCUCCGGACCCUUGGCUUAUGGGGGAGGAGCGGAGGGGAGGAAGAGGAGGAGUCCCAGCUCUUACAGAGGGAAGGCCAGCAAACUGAGCAGGCCAGGCGGGUUGGAUGGCCUCUUUGGGAAUGGGAGCGAUAGCGGGGGAAUACUGGCUACGGGGCCUGAGUCCCCAAGACAGGCCAAAUUGCAUCACUGACAGAAACCAGUUUCAUGGACUGAAUGUUGGGCAGCUGUGCAGGCCACCACCGUUUGUGACCUUUCACCUCACCACUCUUCCACUGACCGCACCAAUCAGACUACUUCACGAUGUCACCCCAUUUCAGCCAAUGACAGUUCAGUUCACCCGCUGUGACGUCAGGGCACUGGAGCCCACACAGUUGGCAGUCACUUCCACUCUCCACCUUUUAAUUAUGGAGCGUUUUGAUGGAAAGCUGUGGUGCAUCACUGUGGUCGCGGUCUUUACGGAACAAGACAGCGGAAACCAAAAAACUAAUCCGCUGAAAAGGGAAUUUGCCUCCCAGAGUUUUCAAGGCAUUGUGAAAAAUACCACCACUGUUUUGGGGAGACAGUUUUUGUUAACAGUUGCAGUUUAUUUUCUGGUUCUUCGGAUUGAUUUCCUGGUCUCUGUGUCCGAUCAGCUGACUAGGAUAAGAGGUCUGUGAUUGUUUUUGGGAGUUAGAUGGCUGAAGGACCUACUGACACGACUACUGUAGGACUCAGCCUUCAGCUAUUAUCCCACCACCAUUACACCCUUUUUCCUCUCCUUUUCUUGAUUUCAGCUUUUCUUCUUCCUCACAGAUGGAAGAGAGCAGCAGCUGUAGUAGCUGGGUUUUAUCCAGCUUCUUUCCCUCUUACAGCCUCUUCUUUUCUUCUUUGUUUCUCUCCAUUUUUCUUUAUAUGAAACAACUUUGUCAAUGUCUCAACAAGAGUCUUUUUUUCCCCUUUCCCCCUAUCCAUCCCAGCAUGCCUGUGUUCAAAGUGCACUUACUGCCCUCGCUUCCUCUAGCUUCUCUUUUCACUGACUUCAGAGCAGUCUUCGGCAGUGCUUCACAAGGACCUGUUCACACAAGGGAAGAAAAAAGAAAAAGCUUCUGUGUUACCAACGACGCCGCUUCAAUGCAUUGUAUUUCAACAUAGGACGAAAUCCGAUUUCAUUUGAAGAUUGUUUGUUUUGUCUUCGAUCCGGGUUUAAAUGUUGCAAGAAACACAAACUCCUGUCUGUGUGUCAGGACUUGCAUCCAAAAAGGAAAUUAUUACUACGGUGUUGGAUCUUUUUUUGUGUGUGUGUUUGUGUAUAAUAAUUUAUCGUUCUAAAAUGAUUUUCUAACUGAGCAUCAAGGUUUUGAGCGACAGAGACUUUUUCCAGCAAAAAAUAAUUUCUAUGGCAUUUAGUAGAAAUGUUGAAAGUAUUAUGAUGAGUUCAUAUUGUUGAAAAUGUGUACAUAUCUUGUGUUAUUUUUGUAUUUAUUAAUAUUUUCCCCCUUUUACUUCAUCUAAGCUCAAGAGAGGCAAUUUUGCCCUCCUUCCUUGGUCUGUGUUUAAGAAUGUUGAUGAGAUUGGCCUGACUUCUCAAAAUCUUCAAGACUUUGUUCAUUAGCAAGUUUGUUUAAAGAAUAAUUAAUAUGCAAACACAGCCAAGUAUGGAGUUUGAUUGUGACUGGCAUGUAUGCCAUUUUGAUUUCAAGAACAGCCUGAGGUGAGUCUGAAAAUGAUUUUAUUCAGCGGUGAUGACCAUCUCUUGUAAAAUCUAGUUAAUUAUGUUGGGAAAAAAAAAAAGUUAACUCAAACUACUCAUAUAUCCUAGUCAUAAUAGUGAGCAGUCUUUUGUGGUUAGUUGACGUGAAUUUUACAAACAGGAAAUGUUGCAGUGCAGCUUUGGACAACUGCUGACAAAGAAACUUCACAAAGAGAAGAUGUAGUUUGAAAUCAGGUCAGAGCUAUAUCCGUCAUCAGCGGAAUUUAUUCAGUAUCACAUGACCUCAGCACUUCGGUGAACCUCAUUGACCACUUUGUUAAGAAUUUGUCCUCUUUAGAAGUUUAAGAGAUGAUGGUCCAUUGAUGGUGAUGUUUCUAUUCAGUAUUUCUUUAAAUUUUUAAAACUUGCACUAAUGAACAAAGGUUGAUUUUUGUGAAGCCAGGCCCUGGGUAGUAUUUUCAUAUAAAGGGCCCCACAUUCCUGUUUGCCUGUGGUUCCACCCUUUUUCACACUUCUUCCAGUGGUCAGAAUUAUAGCUAUAUUUUUAAAGUGUAUCUUCCAGGACUGAUUGGUCUAUUUCGGUGAUUAUGAUUGUGUGUGUGUGUGUGUGUGUGUUGUGUGUGUGUAAAAUCAAAGCCAGGUCAAAAUGCCUUCACUUACUUCUUGGUAUCAUUUUGGUGGCCCAGUAGCUCACUGCACUGAAAAUGCAGUGCAGUCUUUGCUGUGAGCCUUUUAAUGUCUUUUAUAUAUUUUUAACAUACACACAUACAGCAUCGGGUGUAUAAACAAGUGCUAAUUGAGAAGAAGACACUCAGAACCCAGAUUUUAAAAAAUUAUGUGCAAAACAUAAUUAAAACAGAAUGUGAUAAUUUGCUAAUCCCUUUUUGACAUAUAUUCAAUUGAAAACAAUGUAAGUAAGUUAAUGUAAGUUGCACACAGGCUGGGACAGAAGCAACAAAAGACUUGAGUGUUCUGUACUGCUCAAAAAACACCUGUUUGGAACAAUUCACGCGUAAACAGGUUAACUGGUGACCGGUGGUAGUAAUCAUAAAUUUGAUGUGAAAGGCUCAAUGGUUCAUAAGCAAGGAUGGGGCGAGGUUCACCACAUGAUUAUGUAAAGGAUAUUGCUACAUGGGCUUGGGAACACUCCAUAAAACCAUUUGUUGGUUUGCAAAUGAUUGCAUUCUGUUUUCAUUUACGGCAUCCCAACCUUUUAGGGAUGCCGUAAGUUAAAGAGAGAAUCUUGUGCAUAUAUUUAUUUAACUAAAUUUGACUUAAAUUUAACUGCCAUGUUGUGCAGAUGCAAGAAAAAUGGCAAGAUUCAUGAAAUUCGAGGUGAUUUCCAUGCUUAAAAGUGGUAUCAUGGAUGUAUCACAACAAUGUGUCAUAAAAUAAAGGUAAAAGCCUUCAGAUAGUCUGAAAAGUACCCUGUCUGUUCAUCCGGUGUUAAGCCAAAGUAACUGAAAGCAUUUUGAUUUGCUUAACGGCAGCGUGAAACUGUGAGCAGAGCUCCCACUUGGUACAUGCCAACUGCUUCAGUGGUAAUAACUUCUAGGACUUAGUUUCAUCUCUUUUUUUUUUUUUUUAUAUGCUUUUGUCUCGGAACCAUCUAAGCACUAAAGAUGAACGAAUUGUAUAUAAUCAGUUGUUACUUGUGUUAUGCUUUUCCCAAGUGCUUCCCAUGAUGACAGCGUGUGAGAUCGUCUGAUAGCUCCUAGAUCAGUUUAGUGAUGUCGACUCGUUGGGCUUUAUUUUACCGCAGAUGCACAUCAGCUUACUGGGUUGUUAACAUGCCUACAGUUACAUUAUAAACUGUUUCUUGUUUAACACGACAUACCAACAGAUGUACUAUGUAGAUGUUUUAUGUUGGUUCGAUGGCUGAAAGUCAUGCUUUAGAUGGAUUUAUGCUCAUGCAAGACUCGUUUUCCGCUCUUCUCACAUGUAUCUACAGAUCAAAGACGACGAUCUUAGUGCUAAGAUGCUUUUGGGAAUGCCACCCUUACUUACUGUCUAUAGUCAUGGAAAUGGGAAUUUACAGUCUGUUGCAGCUAAAAUUAAGACAAAAGCUCAUGGAUGUUGAUUUGAAAGCAGUUGUAUGUUAUAUUAUUUGCUGUUGAAUUUUAUGGAGGUAUUAAUAGUUUGGUUUUUUUUUUUAUCCUCCCCCUUCCUUUUUUGCACUUUGUCAUAAUGCCCAGAUCUUUAAUCAACUUCUAUUUAUAUAAAUAUUUGAGAUAUUAAAAAAAAUCUCUAUAUAUAUAUAUAUAUAUUUGUAAAUGUGUUUCUGGCAACUACAGUAAAAGAUGAAGAGUAUAUUGGUAGUGAGUUGGCCUCUAAACCAGCACACUGUUGUAGUUUGUUGUGUUUGAUCCAAACUGUGCUGAAUGUUGAAUGUCUGAAAAAUGCCUUGUAAGAGUCGGGGUUUAUUCACUACAGUUGGAUCAGAAAAAUGAAUUUCCCUUCAAUACAACUGAACACUUGCUGUAAAAAAAAAACUGUCUUAUAUCCAAGCUUUUAUUAAAUGAUUGAAAGUGGAUGUUGUGUUAUUUGUAAAUCGGAGAUGCAGCAUUUGAAUUGGAAGGAAAGUCCCGCUUAUGUUUGUUUUUAUAAAUGUCACUUGUCAUUACUGCAACUUUCUGUCAGAUGUUUUCAUAAGAUAUUUUUGUGUUGCAAGAGAAGAGCAGAAACCUAUUCUGUGGCUGUCAGUGUUUCACAAAGGAGCUUCAAUUAUAUAUUUUGUACUUGUGUUUUAACA
Molecule: messenger RNA, 6773 nt
Organism: Scatophagus argus
Lineage: Eukaryota; Metazoa; Chordata; Actinopteri; Scatophagidae
Gene: atxn7l1
Product: ataxin 7-like 1
Exons: 12
Coding region: 125-2521 (798 amino acids)
Source: RefSeq, a predicted model, not a curated record